AUGGCAUACCUAGCUCGGUACAAGGGGCUGGAACAGGAAGGGCCGGGAAUUGGCCUCCUCAUCGAGAACGGACCCCGCUUCGUGGCUUCCUGCGCCACACUUCCGAGCUACUCCAGGGGCCGCUGCAUUGUCGGGGAUCGUUCCCAGAUGCAGGACAACUCGUUUUACAACAGCGGUGUGGGCAGCGUCGAAUGGGUGAUGAAGAGAUGGUACCCCAAUGCUGUCAGGAUUGCGAGUCCGUGGCUUCAUCGCCGCCAUCCCGGCAUCGAAAGGGAGGCUUGGGUCUACAUCCCGGAGGAGUCGCGCAAGAACGGCGGAAAGGCGGGCACAGGCGUGCAAGUGAAUGCAUUCAGUGGUCAUGACCAGGCAUAG
Molecule: messenger RNA, 372 nt
Organism: Symbiodinium sp. CCMP2592
Lineage: Eukaryota; Dinophyceae; Suessiales; Symbiodiniaceae
Source: the annotation of a GenBank genome assembly